Molecule: messenger RNA, 3169 nt
Organism: Oncorhynchus keta (chum salmon)
Lineage: Eukaryota; Metazoa; Chordata; Actinopteri; Salmoniformes; Salmonidae
Product: dnaJ homolog subfamily B member 9-like
Exons: 2
Coding region: 683-1336 (217 amino acids)
Cellular component (GO): endoplasmic reticulum
Molecular function (GO): misfolded protein binding; protein-folding chaperone binding
Source: RefSeq, a predicted model, not a curated record
GAAGGUGCGCAAUGGAGCAUCAAAAUAUUAAAAAUAGUGCGACUUAUUAACUGAAGUUAUCCUUCGCAAUUCAGCAAAAAAAUUAAGUAAAACUGUAUUGUUGAAGUUUUGACUCUUCGCAUAACUCCAUGAUUAGGGUCAUUCAAUCAUUGUUUUUUGCGUUAAAUUGUGAACUAACCAUCAGCUAACAUUAAUUAGCUAACGUUAGCUAACGUUUUAUAAGAUAGCAAACAUCAUCACCAGCAAUGUGUCAUUUGUUGUGCCCUUAUCUUUGGAUGAAUGAAAAGAAUACAAAAUAUCGCUAAUAUCGUGUCAGUUCAGGUUGACUGAGUUGUCUUGGCUAACGUUAGCUAGUUCAACCAGGCUCAAUCUGCCUGCCUGUCUCCAUCUAUACUGUUAACUAGUUUCGGCAAGAUGCAGAUGAUCGGAGUACGUGUGAUAUCACUUUUCUCAACUCAAGAAACGGUUGAUAGUGAAAUUUGUCACGAUUAGCUGAAACUACAUCAUGUGGGAACAGUGGGGUAUUUAGGUUGGAGAUUACAUCAAUGCUAGUAGUAUACCUUUUCUACCCACUCCUUUGCAUAAAUAAUACAGGGUACUGUCUCAGUUGUCUCACGCGUGUGCUGUAUUGUAGCGUCAACUGUUCUUCUCCCAUAUUCACUCUACAGAAGCCACCAGCACCAUGGCAACUUCACAGUCAGCCUUCGCAUUUGCAGUUUGUAUCCUGAUAAUAACAGAGUUAAUACUGGCCAAAAAGGACUACUAUGACAUAUUGGGAGUGCCGAAAGAUGCCAACGAGCGUCAGAUAAAGAAGGCUUUUCACAAGCUGGCUAUGAAGUAUCACCCAGACAAGAACAAGAGCCCAGAUGCUGAGACAAAGUUCAGAGACAUUGCUGAGGCAUAUGAAACAUUGUCAGACGAGAAGAGGAGACAAGAGUAUGACCAGUUUGGACAUGGCACAUUCCAUAAUGAUGGAACCAAAGGCAGAAACGGUCCAAACGUCCACCAGCCCUUCAACUUUGGCGACAUGUUCAAGGACUUUGAUAUUUACAGCCAGAACCGGCACGCCCGUCACAAGAGGCACUUCGAGGAUCACUUCCGGGCCCACCAGGAGGCCCAUCACAGCAGACACAAGAGACACUCCCAGGGGGCUUUUGGAGCAGCGGGUGGCUUUGACGGCAUGUUUAACAACAUGAAGAAGUUUACUUUUCACAGGGACACUACUAAGCAGACUGAGAGCAGGUUUCAGAGUAAUACAGCGAAGCAACACUGCAGAACAGUGACACAAUGCAGGGGGAACAUGGUCACCACGUACACUGACUGCACUGGCUCCUGAGGACAGGGGCAAAGUCCGUAUCCACAUCACUUGGGUUGUGUUCAUCAGGCAUGAAAUGGAAGAAAGCGGUUUGAAAUUGGGAGGUACUAAUUGAACCAGUUGUUGCUGAUGGGAGGAGCUAUUGGAGGAUGGGCUCAUUGUAAUGGCUGGAAUGGAAUUAAUGGAGCGGUAUCAAACACAUGGAAACCACGUUUGAAUCCGUUCCUUCAUUCCAUUCCAGCCAUUUAAAUGUUUUUUAUUUUACCUUUUAUUUAACUAAGCAAGUCAGUUAAGAACAAAUUCUUAUUUACAAUGACUGCCUCCCCUAACCCGGAAGACGCUGGGCCAAUUGUGCGCCGCCCUAUGGUACUCCCGAUCACAGCCGGUUGUGAUACAGCCCGGGAUCGAACCAGGGUCUGCAGUGACACCUCUAACACUGAGAUGCAAUGCUUUAGACCGCUGUACCACUUGGGAGCCAUUACAAUGAGCCUGUCCUCCUAUAGCUCCCCCCACCAGCCUCCACUGAUCUGCACUUGUCCAAUAAGAAAAGGUUGUUUUUGUUUACCAUUGCACAACAUUUUGAAAUGUUUCUCUAUGGUGUGCCCUAAUGAACAUGACCCUGCAACAGCUUGCAACCGAGUAGGCAUCUGGUGGGAGCUAGGUGUUUUUGUUGAUGCUGUGACCUAAGUGCUGGUCAUUGCUACUUUUUUGAGUUAAAGUAAGUAGCUAAUGAAAACACUUGAGCAAUUGUUUGUAAAACAAUCAAUAAUAAUAAUUCAAGCACUGAACAGAUUUUGAAGCUUAUUGCUCACAGUUUACAUCAAGUAUAGUUAAGAAUUUGAACGUGGUAGAGGAGAAUAUUUUUGGGAAUAGUGUUAAGAAAUAGUUUUGCAUCUAUUUGACCAACGUUUCACAAACUCGGUGCACGUUUUAGUUUUUGCCCUAACACUUCACAGCUAAUUAAAAUGAUCAAAGCUUGAUGAUUAGUUGAUCAUUUGAAUCAGCUGUGUAGUGGUAGGGCAAAAACCUAAACAUGUACCCCUUGGGGUCCCGGGGACCAAGUUUGGGAAACCCUGCAUUAGACUAUCAUUCUAUGUACAGUAUAUUUAGUACCCCUCUUGAAUAUUUACAAAGGCUCUUACUCGUUAGCCAAAAGUGUUGAGUAACUACUACCACUCCCAGACAUUUUCUGUGUGCAUUUAGUAGUUUGUAUAGCCUACACGACUUCAUUGUGUGACUCCAGCAACUUUUAGUUGGAACAAAACAGACAAUGAUGCUGGGACAAGUUUGCUUUUGGUUGAUAGAUGGAGGAAAAUGUCAGAAAUAUGUCCCCUCAGUUUGAGCAUUUAGUGAAACUAUAAUGCAGCAUUUAUGUACUGCUUUGUAAAGGGAUGCUCACCACUUAUAGUUGAAAUUGGGUUAAACUAUUCAGCUCUACAAGAACUCGUAUGGCCAAGGGAACACAUUGGAAACUACUUGCAGUUCACGUAGUCAGCUGUUUCUGUUGCUGCUGUGUGCUGGCCAUUGCUUCUUUGUCAAAAUCUUUCCUCCUGUCUGCAUGGACCACUUGAAUUCAUCAGCUCACGUUGGUGUAAAUACAAUCCAGUGUUGUUCAUCCAACACCUCAUAAACACCCGUUACCUGUUUCCCUAGACUGUAGACGAGAAAUGUAUGUUUUGUUAUGUCAUGUGUAAAGCCAGCAAUCUUUUUUCCGUCUUUUUUUGUGCCACUGUUUGCUGGCUUCCAUAUAAGCACUUUCAUUAUUUUAAUCCUUUGGAUAAAAUGUUUUACUUUGACAGAAAAAUUGUGUAUCGUCCCUGUAAAUAAAAGUGUGAUAUAAAAUCAGAAAAUAAA